UGUUGUAAUCCGGUUAUAAGUUUGACAAUACGCCAUAGCUUAAUCAUACUAAGUUAGACUAGGGUAUGUCCAUUCAUAGAUGUUUAAGUUUAUUGUACACUCAAACUUAGUCUUAAAUGAAAGAAAUAAUCUAAAGAAGAGAGACUUCUAAGUGACAGUUCGGACAUCUAUAUAUGUGUCCAUGAAGUACCGUUGAAUUCACAAAUCAUGGAUAAUUCAACAAUCGCUAACUAUAAUUUAACCAACAGAACAUAUCUCGACUUUAACAAAACUCUGCAGGAUUACAAUGAUGAGGAGGCUUUACGACGACUGGCACCAAUGAUCUAUCUUGCACUUCUUAUGUUAAUUGGAAUACCAGGCAAUGUUUUGGUUCUAAUAGUUUAUCCCAUCAGAUUUCAGAAGAGUACUCACCGUACAUUUAUCAUUGGUCUGGCACUUUCAGAUUUAUUUGUCUGUGCUGUAACUCUUCCGUUUGAGAUAACAGAGAUGAGAUUUCAAUAUACGUUUUACAACAUGUGGGCAUGUAAAUUUUUUCGCGCCUGUAACAACCUUUUUGCACUGUCAUCGAUCUUCAUUCUAAUGGGACUCUCCGGCGAUCGAUAUCGACGUGUAUUUACUCCAUUAAAACUUCAAAUGACUUCUCAUCAUGCUACAAUAUUCAUCUUUUUUAGUGUCUGUUUGGCACUCGUGUUCUCCUGGCCAAACUUCCUUAUCAGUGGAAUAAGACAUGUAAAACUUGGAGAAUUUAAUAUCACAGGAUUUGAUUGCUCACUUUCGGAUCAAUUUGCAAAAACAAUAUAUCCAACUGUAUAUGGUGGGGUAUUGUUUCUCAUUUUCAUUAUCUGUAUGGUAUCUUUAAUUGUUAUAUACUCGUUAAUUGGACGUAAACUUUGCGCACACAUCCAUUUUAGGAGGAAAUUCUCUAAUGUGUCUUCGUCUAAGUCAACGUCUGAUACAACACUUCCCAAUGAGCAACAUAAUAUAAAUACUUCUCAGCAAUACCAAAAUGAGGUUUUCGAGGAAAAAAAGCAAAACAGUGAAAAGAAACUAUUAAGCAAACAAAAGUCAACCAACAAAGAUAGAAAAAAAUCAAAAAAAGAAGACAUGGCAUCGAAGAAACUAACUAAAAUCGCAUUUGCCGUCAGUCUCGCCUUCAUUUUGAGCUACCUGCCGCAUUUGACAAUAUCUUUAUUGACGGCAUUGAAAGGUAAAUUCCUGUUUCCGCCAGGUCCUAUUGUGUCCGCUGUGUUGCCAAUAGUAACCAGGUCAUUCGCCAUUAACAAUGUCGUGAACCCUAUUAUAUAUGCAUUUAUUGACAGAAGAUUUAGGGAUGGUUAUAGAUUUAUCUUUAAGAAAAUGAAUUGUUUUAAGUAGGACCAAGAGUAAAAUAUGUGACGAAUUUUAAAGUGAUGUUCUAUAUUAUGCAAUUAUCCCUUUUUGUCAUAUUUCAAGUGUUUUCCGAGUGGCAUACAACAACUUGUAGUCAAAUUAUAUUCCACCUAAAGUGAAUAACUUACUGUACAAGCCUUUCAUCUAAUUGUGUUUAUGAAGAGUAAUACUGAUUCGAGUAUUGUAAAAUUCUGCAUAUAUAUAUAUCUCUCAUAUAAAGUAUAUCUAAAAUGUAAA
Messenger RNA from Mytilus californianus (California mussel), 1626 nucleotides. Its product is annotated as cholecystokinin receptor-like. The coding region runs from base 208 to 1374 and encodes 388 amino acids. The record is from RefSeq and is a predicted model, not a curated record. Gene Ontology annotation, biological process: neuropeptide signaling pathway. Gene Ontology annotation, cellular component: membrane. NCBI's taxonomy places the organism in Eukaryota, Metazoa, Mollusca, Bivalvia, Mytilida, Mytilidae. Gene Ontology annotation, molecular function: neuropeptide receptor activity. The transcript has a single exon.